AUGGGCAAGGAGAAGACUCACAUUAACAUCGUCGUUAUCGGCCACGUCGAUUCCGGCAAGUCGACCUCGACUGGUCACCUCAUCUACAAGUGCGGUGGUAUCGACAAGCGCACCAUCGAGAAGUUCGAGAAGGAAGCUCAGGAAAUGGGCAAGGGCUCUUUCAAGUACGCCUGGGUCCUCGACAAGCUCAAGGCUGAGCGCGAGCGUGGCAUCACCAUCGACAUUGCCCUCUGGAAGUUCGAGACCUCCAAGUUCUACGUCACCAUCAUUGACGCCCCCGGCCACCGCGAUUUCAUCAAGAACAUGAUCACCGGUACCUCGCAGGCUGACUGCGCCGUCCUCAUCGUUGCCGCCGGCACUGGUGAGUUCGAGGCUGGCAUCUCCAAGGACGGCCAGACCCGUGAGCACGCCCUGCUCGCCUACACCCUCGGUGUCAAGCAGCUGAUUGUCGGCAUCAACAAGAUGGACUCGAUCAAGUUCGCUGAGGAGCGUUACAACGAAAUCGUCACUGAGGUCUCGAACUACAUCAAGAAGAUCGGCUACGACCCCAAGACCGUCGCUUUCGUCCCCAUCUCUGGCUGGCACGGCGACAACAUGCUCGAGGCCUCCGAGAACAUGCCCUGGUUCAAGGGAUGGACUAUCGAGCGCAAGGAGGGCAACGCCUCCGGCAAGACCCUCAUUGAGGCUCUUGACGCCAUCUCGCCCCCCAAGCGCCCCACGGACAAGCCCCUCCGUCUCCCCCUCCAAGAC
Molecule: messenger RNA, 750 nt
Organism: Capsaspora owczarzaki ATCC 30864
Lineage: Eukaryota; Filasterea; Ministeriida; Capsasporidae
Exons: 1
Biological process (GO): translation; translational elongation
Molecular function (GO): GTPase activity; translation elongation factor activity; GTP binding
Source: RefSeq, a predicted model, not a curated record